AUCCACAUGCCAAGCACAUGCAGAUGGUGAGGUCUGCCCCUUUUUUUCUCAGAGAUAGCAUGCCUGAAGUCUGCUCUCUCUAUACGUUACUCCAUGAAAAACGAGCAGCAAAGUUGCUAGAAGCUUCGUCGAUGCUGGAGUCUUCCCUAAUUAACUAUGGCAUUUCAUGUACUCUGGAGAAGGAUUCCAUGGCAUUCAUCACAACGAGAUGUACUAAGGAGCCAGAUAUCAUUGACAAGGCUUUCCAGCUACUUGAACUUUUGUCAACAACUCAUGUUCCAGUAUCUCUGGCAAUAGAAAUAUUGGAUGGUAGUAUGCAAACUUGCCUAAUUAAAAUUGGGAAUCAAGAAGGUGGGAUUUGCUCAGACUUUGGGAUCAGUGAGGAGGAAUACCUUAUAUGAUGGGAAUGUCUUCGCCACUCCCUACAGGUAUGCAGAUUUUUGGUUCUUCCGGCUAGUUGUUGUGUCCAACUAUUUGGUACUAUAAUUUGGAUGCAGGCAGUUGCUGAAACGGCGGAAUGUAAUGUAUUUCUCAACGUAAGUGAUUGUUCCUUUGUAAUUUUGAGGGAUAAAAUUUGUACAUCUUUUCACUAAUCUUCCUCCAGUUUAAGUGAGAACUAUGAAUUUUUUAUCCUAUUUUUUCUGUAAAUGAAUAGUAUUAUUACACUGUUGCUGCUGUGGGGAAUACUUCACUAGAAUUGUUCCCUGUGGUGCGGGAAAUGGCAAGAGUCAUGAACUGUGAUGUCAGGACUAGUGUAAGGAAUACUGUUCCCUGGUGAUUCGGAUGGUUUACAUUGUUUUUUUCUGGGUAUUCUCAGACUAUAGUAAUAUAAUGAUCUUUACUUG
Rosa rugosa (rugosa rose) is the source of this 845-nucleotide messenger RNA. RefSeq lists its product as uncharacterized. Bases 18 to 401 code for a protein of 127 amino acids. Gene Ontology annotation, cellular component: small-subunit processome; nucleolus. Gene Ontology annotation, molecular function: RNA binding. The record is from RefSeq and is a predicted model, not a curated record. Lineage: Eukaryota; Viridiplantae; Streptophyta; Magnoliopsida; Rosales; Rosaceae. The transcript has 6 exons.